GCAUUAGCAGGGCGCAGCGGCCCCGGGCCGCCCCGCACCGCGCCUCUGGGUCCCGCAGCCUCUGGGGGCGCCCCCGGCCCCCUCCCCCGAGCUCGGCGCUGCUCCCUCCUCCUUCACCCUCCCACAAAGAGCACGGCGGCGCUCGACCAUCCCCUUCCCUCUCCUUCCUUUCCUUCCCCUCCCCGAAAAACCGAGCGAUUCUCCUCAGCGCGGAGGCCGGGUGCCUCGGGAGGGGCCGUGCUGAGCCGUGCCGCCCGCAGCGCUACCUUAAGGGGCUGCUUGACAUCAGCCGAGGGGCCGGGCGGCGGGGGUGGGAUUUCCUGUGCUGGAGGUCAGCCGGCCCGGUUCCCCCUCCCCGCCCGCCGCCCGUGCCGGAGGCUGCCCGCGUCCUCCCGGCUCCCUGCUCCCGGCUCGGCUCCGCACAGUGAUGUGUAAGCCACAGGAUGCCCAGCAGCACCGGCAAGAGGUUUAAACCGACGAAAUACAUCCCCGUCUCCACAGCGGCCGCCUUGCUAGUGGGUUCGACUACUUUAUUUUUUGUUUUCACGUGCCCCUGGCUGACAAAAGCCAUCUCACCAGCCAUCCCAGUGUACAAUGGGCUCGUGUUCUUGUUUGUACUGGCAAACUUCAGUAUGGCAACUUUCAUGGACCCUGGAGUUUUUCCACGAGCAGAUGAAGAUGAAGAUAAAGAUGAUGACUUCCGAGCUCCACUCUACAAGAAUGUGGAGAUUAAAGGAAUCCAAGUACGGAUGAAAUGGUGUGCCACCUGCCACUUCUACCGUCCUCCACGCUGCUCUCACUGCAGCGUCUGUGACAACUGUGUGGAGGAUUUUGACCAUCACUGCCCGUGGGUCAACAAUUGCAUAGGACGGAGGAACUACCGCUAUUUUUUUCUCUUCUUGCUGUCCUUAAGUACGCACAUGGUUGGAGUAUUCACCUUUGGUCUGAUCUUCGUAUUAAACCAUAUGGAAAAGCUGGGAGCAGCUCACACCACCAUUACAAUGGCUGUCAUGUGUGUGGCUGGGUUAUUCUUUAUUCCAGUCAUUGGUCUCACUGGUUUUCAUAUUGUUCUAGUGGCCCGAGGGCGCACGACCAAUGAACAGGUGACAGGUAAAUUUCGAGGGGGAGUGAAUCCUUUUACCCGGGGAUGCUGUGGAAAUGUGGAACAUGUGCUCUGCAGCCCUUUGGCUCCCAGGUAUAUAGUCGAGCCCAAGAAGAAGCAAGCUGUGAGCGUGAAGCCUCCUUUCCUCAGACCUGAUUUAUCUGAACGACAAAUCACAGUGAAGAUCAGUGACAAUGGGAUCCAAGCCAACCUCAACCGGAGCAAGUCUAAAAUUAGCCUGGAAGGUCUGGAGGAUAAAAGUAUGGAUGUGCAGCCACCUCUCCCACCCAAAGGAGAUCAAAGCAAGUACUCUGAGCUAAAAGGGCAGCUGGGAACCAGUGAAGAAGGUGGCCUUUCACCCAAAUUGAUCAGCCCUCCUACACCUGCCAUGUACAAGUACCGGCCGGCUUUCAGCAACAAUCCCAAAGUCCACUACCAUGCUGCAGCUGAGCAGAUCACCAUGCAGGAGGGACACAGUCAAGGGGCUCUGAUAGAAGAGGAUGGCGGGAGCCUUGACUACCAGUCUGAACCAAGCCUGGACAUCCCCAGCUACCGAAAGAGCUCCCUUCACAAGACCUAUCAGUCUUCCCCACUCCAGAUAGAUUCCUUUGCCAUCAAUUCACGAUCCCUGAGCCUGAAAUCUGCUGGCAGGAGAGGGACAGACAAAGUGCCCCUUCAUCCAAUAAAGUCCGAAGGGGCGACUUCCACCCCUUACAAAAGCAUCUUUUCUCCCAAUUCUCUGUCAAACAGAAAUGGGAGUCUUUCAUAUGACAGUUUGCUAAACCCCAUGUCGCCCUCGGGGAGGAAGUGUAUCGCCCAUUCUGCAGUCAGCUCUGUCGGGUACCACUCACCAUAUUUAUCAGCCAAAAUGUGCCAUCUACGGGGGAGUGAGCUGCAACGCCAGCCACCUCAGAGCUUCAGCCCAGUGCUGGGGGGCCCAGCUCCACAUCAGCGAGACCCCUCUCCAGUCCGCUAUGACAACCUUUCCAAAACCAUUAUGGCAUCCAUCCAGGAGAGGAAGGAGAUGGAAGAGAGGGAGAAGCUCCUCCACUCACACCCUGAUUCAGUGUUUGCAGACUCAGGUGUCUAUGACACCCCUAGCUCUUACAGCCUUCAGCAAGUCAGCACACUCUCUGAAGACCCGCGCAGCAUGGCGAUGAGAUAUGGAUCUAGAGACAAUCUGAUGGCUGCUACCAGUUUUAGCACAAGGAACCCUAUACUGCAGUCCUCAGUGUCUUCACUCUCAAGUGCAAUGACAAGAGCACCAAGGACUUCCACAACCUCUCUUCAAGCUGAUUUAGCUAAUAACAAUGUCCAGUCCCAUCAAGCACUACAGGGCAGGGUGAGCAAUGGCUCCUACAAAUCACCAGGCCACCAGGUCCCAUCGUCCCCCACAGGGAUGCCUAGGUCACCCUCUUAUGGAGGCCCGAAAGCUGUUUCGUUUGUAAACACUGUGGAAAUUACAGAGGUGCAAUCAGUGGGAGCACAAAGGGAUGACAUGCAGUUGAAGACACCUCACAGUAAAAUAAAUGGACAGCCAAAAGGAAUAUCCAGGUUGGGUUCAACAUCAAGUUCCCAGGGGACACCUGUCAGCCCUGCUAGACACUCAAAUGUUAAGAAGGUGUCUGGAGUUGGUGGAACGACCUAUGAAAUUUCAGUGUAAAAUAAAAAUUAAAUAAAAAUAAAGAGCCAUCCACUCAGCCAGCCAUGAAGCUAGGAGCACUGUGAAGACUCAAAUAACAACAAAGAAGGAGCAGCAGCAGUCGGCCACUCUCCUUUUCUUGUUUUGGGUUUGUUCUGUUUUCAUCUCUAUCCUUUGGCCAAAAACCAGCUACAGCCUUAUUCUUGAGGGAAUAAAAUUGUACAGUCCAUCAGACUCUUCAUUAACCUGAUGGACGGGAACUGGCUACCACGUAACACCACAACCAAAAGAGCGGAUUUUGUUCAUGCAAGAGAGUGCUAACGCCGUUGUGCAUCUGUCUGUCCAACAAACCCAUUGUGUACCAGUUGUGCAGUGAACAAGUGAAAUGUCCAGGAUCAUUCAGUUUUUCCAUGCCCCUUCCUGCUUCUUCUGGCCAGUGGUGUGUCCAGCAGGAGUCAGAGGCCUAGCUGCUGUCUUCCUACCGAGAAGGAAAGCAGGCUCCCUGCGCUGGGCAGUCUGCGUGUAUGAGAACUGCUCUGCAUCUCACAAGAACUGCAGGUCAGGUUCCUCCUCCUGGGCAGGAGCAGGGCAGGGGCACCCUGGGCAAUGAACGCCGUCUCAUCUUUAAAAGCCUCCCUGCUCCCCUGAUCAUGGCUGGGUGCAGGAAAAAGGAUAGCAACAGCUUCUCACUGUCUGCAAUGUGCCUCCCCAUGUGUGAAAUUGUGUGUGUGCGCCCGUGUGUUUGUUUCUCAUGGAAAAGGACCGCAACACCAGUAAGGAUCUUCCACUCUCACCUCUUGCUCCCUCUGGUUUUUAAAGGCUCCUCUGACUCACAAACAAAACCAAGUGGAUAAGAAAGGAAGUGUUUGGAUGGGAACAUGUUUUAAACAGUCGUCAGCUGCUUUCCCUGCACCCUCCUUAUUACCUGUUGGAUCUAGGCAAUAACGUGGUUUACUGCCUUGCCCUGGUGCCCUCUGUGUAAUCCUGCAGCAGGGUUAUCACGAUCUGUUGAAUUUACAGUGUGUGUAACUGAGCCAAGCAUAAGUCUAAAGGAUAUAAAUUUGCUGUCUGCCGAAUGACUAGCACAUUCCCUCUGGUCUUCAAUACUGUUAGACGAAGGAUUUUUAUGUUUGGUUUUUGAGUUUUCUUUCCCCUUGGGAACAACUUUUUAAAAUAAUAUCUAUCAAAUCUAUUUAACAUUCUAAGGUUUCCUUUUCCUGUCUCGAGAAAACUACAUUUACUUUCUGGAUUUAAAGACAACUUUACUAUAAAACAAACAAACAAACAAACAAAAAAACAACAAGAAAGAGUUACAUUAUUUUUGUCAUAGAUAUCAGGACUCUGAUAACUAAUUUUGGGACAAAUGCAUUUUUUUUUCUUCUUAUCUCCUUUUCGUUCCCAUUUACUUACUGUCAAAAGUACUGAGGUCUGGACCAAUGCUAAAUAGCCAGAUCAUGUGUGCAAUUAAGAAUAUCCUGAGUGACUGUUGCCAAAGUCAGUAAAAAUGAUUAUUUAUCACUGAGCCAGUCAUCAUAUGAAACCUUGACUUUCCACCUGGUUCUCCUGGUGAAUAGUUUUGACUGGAGAGCUAAAUUGGUUGUGUUUCAGGAUAUUUGCUUCAAGGCACUAAGUCCUUUUCAGUCCUUGACUAUAAUGGAGAAGUCUCCAGAUAUCUGGUAGCAAUUCAGAGUGCAUUGAUAACACCGUACUUGUUUUCAUGUAUGUCAAGAUCAAUUAUUCCAGAAGGCAAAUGUUGACCUUAGUUUUGCCUGGUUAAAAUUUAUCUUUUGAUUUGAUAAAUCUUGACAUCCACUGCAAUACAUGCUUACUAUAUGUUCCUUUUGUAUCACAUAAUUUUUGGAGAGGAAGAUUGAAGAGAAUAUAAGAAAGUUAAUUAUCUCUAUGUGUAAAGCUCAAUGUUGUCUGAAGGGAGAAAUCUACAAAGUGAUGUGGCUGAAAUAGGCCAGUUAUGAGACAAUGAACUAGAAAUCUGUGUGCAUUUUAUGGCCUUGGUGAUAUUUUAAAUGCCUACUAUAGGGACAUUACAGAGCAGAGAAGCAAUAGUCCUUCUGUGCAGAUUUGUUCACUGGCGUGUAGAAUAUUGCCUUUAGUUUGAGGCACACAGUGCCGGAAAGAUGCUGGCAGUCUGUAUCAGGUACAGAGGGAGCAAUAUAUAUAUUAAAAGACUGGACAGGCUGGCUGAUGAGAAGAUUUAAAGGGCUAAAAAAAUGUCACUGGCUAAGCAAUGAAGUGGAAAUUGAAUAUGAUAAUUUUACAAAUAUUAGUUAAAAAAUAUAAAACCAAAGGUAAAUCAUAGAAAUCAAAGGGUUGUCACUGGUUACCAAUUGGUCUGCAUUUAGAGGGAGGAGAAAAGAUGAUGGGGAAGGGGCAGUGGAAUAGUCUUCCAAGGCAAAGUACUGGAGACUACCUAUUUCAGAGUCAAACCAUAUUCAGACAAGUCAUUAAAGAACUUUCUGUAAGAGGCGAACCUGCGGGGGCAAGGGGUUAGACCAAAUGGCCUUAUAGAUUUCUUCCAUCCUUAACUGUUACUAAUCUGCAACUCUGCCCUGAUGUUAACUCCUCAGGAAGGUGCAGUACUUCCUCAAGGACUGGAAUUCACUCUGGUGCAUAGAAUAACACAAGACUUAUCUGUUUUUAAAGUAUCACGUAUGCCUCUUGUAAGCGCUCAGAAAGAGGGGAUGAGUGACGCAGAAUUUGGGUUAGUGAUCUAAACAAGGGCACAUUUUAUCAUGUAUUUUUGAAUAUGUACAUGAAAUUCAUGCAAGCAAGGCUGAAAGUCUGUACCAAUGUAAUAUUUGAGAUUUGCAUCCCAGUGAUGCUUCACUUUAAUCAUUCUUCUCCUACAUCUAUAAAAGAAAAAGCUACUGAGGAACUUGAAGGGCCAAACAGCCUUUGAAGUUAACUACAUUAGUUCAUGAGAGAAGAAUUUCUCGGCAAGACUAAACACAGUAUUGUGUGUAUAAAGCACUAAUAUCCAGGGUUAUUUUUGAAAUAGUUCACAAGGGGCAAGGGAGGAAAGAAUGAAUGCACUGUGUCAUUACAGGUUUAAUUGUAAGGAUUAUUAUAUAUUUUGUGAGUAGUUCUAGCCACAGUUGAGACACAUCUGAUACAGUAAUAGGUUUACAAUGGUACCAAAGUCUUUUUUUUUUUUCCUUUUGAGGUUUGUAUAUAAUUCAGUGCACAUUGCCUGGAGUAAGUUACUCAAAUCUUCUGAAAGAAUAAUCUAAGCAGAACUGUUAACAGGAGAUUGCAUGCAGCAAAUCCAGCCUCAUUUCCACCCAAGGCACUGAACCUACAGCUGUUUUCUCAAAAAUGUAAGUGUCUUUUUCCACAGCUCCUAUUGUGGGACUGGGGACCUACUUAGUACAUCUAAUUUUGGAGCAGAAUUCAGCCCGUGUUAAAGCGUAGUUCUUCAAACAGUUUACAGAUUAGCAGCAGAGUUUUUCUUCUGCUUAGAUACUCAGUUUUUACAGACACUACAGGCCAAAUCUUCAGGUGGUAUAAAUUGGUGUGGCUCUGCUGAAACGAGUGUAAGUGAUGCUAAUUUACAGUAGGUGGGGAUCAGCCAUGAAAAUCCAGCACAAGUUAACACAUAUUAUAAAGUAGCUUCUUGAUUUUGUCAUGUUUAUUUCAUGUUUCAGAAGUCUUAAAACUUUUCAGCGUGUUUUUAUUUUUAGCUGUGGAUUGUAUUACUUUUUUUUAAGAACAGCAAUAGUUUUUGUUUAGUUUAUGCAUCAAUUUUCAUUGCAUAUCGCAUUUUAUUAGCCAUUCAUUCCCUGUUCAUAAACUCCCAUUUAGCCUCCAGGUUUUCAUUGUAGUACAAUCUGCCUUGAAAAGUUGGAUCUCUGUAUCUUUAAUUGUAUAAUAUAAUGAGUAUUAUGAAAUUAAAUGUAACUUACUACAUGGGUGGGAGAGAAAGGAAAUAUUUUUACUUGAAGCCUUAAUAUUUUCUUUUUUUACUGCUUUGUUUGUUGACCUCAUAGGAAAGUCUGAAUAGCAAAGACUUUGAAACUUUGGGCCAAAUACUGCACUGAUAUAUAACCAGCAUUUGGCCGCCUACAUCAAAACUGGAUGCAGACAUAACCUGAAGUGAACAAGGGAAAAUGCUUCAGGGUGGCAUGUUUUCCUGAAGAUCUUUAAUACAGUCUGAAAGAUGUGUCUGUAAGCAAGUACAUUAAAGUCCUCAAAUCUUGAAUUUUGAAGAAAGGUGAUAGUGCGAACUGCCCAAAUACCUUACAUUUGCAUUUUCUUUUUAAAUUAAAACAAAACAAAUGUAAUUACGUAGUUUGGUUAAAGUCAGCUCAAAGGGUUGCACAGAGCUGUAUUAGUAGCCACGUGCAGCAAAUGAACUGUGUUGUGUUGCUGUUCCAAAAUUGCUAACCAAGUGUAAUGUCAUGUCAACUUGGCCUAAGAUAAUCACCUCAUGGGCGUUAUAGCGGAUGUUCCUCAGAUAAUGCCUAUUCUCCUAUAAGCCUAAUGUGGAAAUUGCAAUGUGGUUUUCUUUGGACUAUAUCUGUGGUCCAGACUAGAUAUAUAUAUAUAUAUAUAUAUACAAUUUUUAUUUUAUUUUUUAUGUGGGAAAGACGAGGUCAAGGUUGCUGUCUCUGACAGUCUGGAAAGUUCAUGUCGAACCGUUUUUAUGGUCUGUAUCUCACCUGUUCUGCCACCUUGAAUUGUUGGAAUGUAUCCGUGCAGGCUUUGUGGAGCUCUGUCUGUAACCUUUUUUGUGGCUCUCGUAAUACAUAUAUAUUUUUUAAACCUU
Messenger RNA from Cygnus olor (mute swan), 7527 nucleotides. It is a transcript of the gene ZDHHC8, whose product is annotated as zinc finger DHHC-type palmitoyltransferase 8. The transcript has 11 exons. Gene Ontology annotation, molecular function: palmitoyltransferase activity. NCBI's taxonomy places the organism in Eukaryota, Metazoa, Chordata, Aves, Anseriformes, Anatidae. The record is from RefSeq and is a predicted model, not a curated record. Gene Ontology annotation, biological process: protein palmitoylation. The coding region runs from base 444 to 2765 and encodes 773 amino acids.